Oryza brachyantha (malo sina) is the source of this 1138-nucleotide messenger RNA. RefSeq names its product rhodanese-like domain-containing protein 9, chloroplastic. The transcript is spliced from 7 exons. The coding region runs from base 125 to 853 and encodes 242 amino acids. Gene Ontology annotation, cellular component: chloroplast. The record is from RefSeq and is a predicted model, not a curated record. NCBI's taxonomy places the organism in Eukaryota, Viridiplantae, Streptophyta, Magnoliopsida, Poales, Poaceae.
UGUGCUCACUGCUCAGCCUGCACUUCUGCCUUCUUCCCAAAACCUUCACAAAAUCACCCAAAAAAAAUCCAUUCUCAUAACAGCAAAAAAAAAUCUUUUACAAAUUUAUAUCAAAUAAUAAAAAAUGGCAGUUCUUGGUCUAUCAACUGCCUUCUCUCCUCCAAGAGGUUCUUGGAUAGCUGUGAGGAUCAGGCAUGGCGGGAGGCCUGCAAGGAGGAGCAACCUGACGAGGAGGACGAACGCCGGCGGCGGCGGCGGCGCCGCCAUUGCCGUCCGUGCGGAGGUGAGCUUCGUGAACGGCGACGAGGCGAAGCGGCUGGUCGGCGAGGAGGGGUACACGGUGCUGGACAUCCGGGACCGGACGCAGCGCGAGAGGGCGCACAUCAAGAACUCCACGCAUGUGCCCCUCUUCGUCGAGAACGACGACAGCGACAUUGCAACUAUUGUGAAGCGCACGGUGCACAACAACUUCGCUGGCCUGUUUUUCGGGUUACCAUUCACCAAGCUGAACCCGGAUUUCACCAAGACGGUGAAGGAGAAAUUCUCUCCGGACAGCAAGCUUCUGGUAGUAUGCCAGGAAGGGCUCAGGUCCACCGGAGCUGCAGAUGCACUGGAGAGAGAAGGCUUCCAAAAUCUGGUUUGCAUCACAUCAGGUCUUCAGACACUGAAGCCAGGAACAUUUGAAUCUGUUGGCAAAAGUGAGCUGCAAAAUGCUGGGAAGGCAGGACUUGUGACAGUGCAAGGGAAGAUUUCGGCUGUUCUUGGAACUGUGUUGAUAACUGCCUACCUUUUCAUAACAUUGUUCCCGGACCAGGCUGAAAAGCUUUUUGACUUGGCUGGAAUCAAAUUGUGAUCAGAGUUGUAUCUCUUUUCAUGCAUUUUGAUACUUCUCUUGGGGAUUCAUGUUUUCGUUGCAAGGUUAACUUAUCAGUAGGUGGACUCGGGAGGACCUUUUCAUGGUGAAAAAGAAAAGUUAGGCUCGAUGUGUAAUAUGUAGGGAUUGUUGAGAUUUGCAGAUGCAUUUUCUCUUGAAUACUUUCUUUUUCUCGCAUGCAUCCACUCCUUCCAAUUGUAUGUUUGGCCUGAUUACUUUUCCAAGGGCUCAAGAUUUCAAGCUAAGUUCAGAAUAGAAAGUUGA